This is a messenger RNA of Prorocentrum cordatum, 3252 nucleotides long. Lineage: Eukaryota; Dinophyceae; Prorocentrales; Prorocentraceae. The record is from the annotation of a GenBank genome assembly.
UCGAAGGCGUCGCCUGACGCCGAUGUGGGCUCUCUGACAGCUGUGCUGGAGAAGUUCUUCGUGAAGCGCGGCACCCGUGAUCUCUGGCGGAUAUUGAGCCCCGUGCGCAAGCACAUCACUGAGAAGACGCAGCCCGAGGCUUCGAUAAUGGCGUCCUUCGCGGACUUGAACGAGCUGCUGGCCCAGGCGGCGCCGAACAUGGUCAUACACCAGGUCAAGUUGAGGACGGCUCUGUUCAAGGCCCACACGAAGCCAUUUCAGCUCGAGGUUGGCGAGCGUUUGGACGCAGAGGGGGAACCCGACAGGAUGAGCAGGUAUCUUGAUUAUUGCGCUCCUAUUGCGGAGGGGGAAAUUCGAAGAGUAAGCGAGCGGGCGCGCCCACUGCGACCUCUCAUCUGUGGUCCAGAGGAAGUGUUCCAGGAAUACCUAUUGCGUUCAUAUCGCGGCAACAGCGUGGUUUUUGGGCGAGGGCGCUUUGUGUCGGUAAGUUUUCGCGCAGUGGCAAUGAUGAUGUGCGUGCUUAUCCCCCCCGCAGUUGUUUAUUUUGCAUACCUGGUGCCAUGCACGAUGCCUUUUGCACCUUUCAACGGCGUCGCACUCAGACUGCAAAGUUUGUUUGCCCUCAUCGCCUUCUUCUCCUGGCUUCUUGCGGCCUUCAUGAAUCCAGGAAUCGCGCCUCGAACCGAGGAGUCUACCAGUAACAGGGCACGAGUUCUGUUGAUCAAGGGCGUUCCAGUGAGGCAGAACGUCUGCCGCACGUGUUUGCAGCUCCGACCGCCCCGCUCAAAGCAUUGUGGUGUAUGUGACAAUUGUGUACUCCGUUUUGACCACCACUGCUCAUGGCUGGGGAAUUGUGUAGGGCUCAAUAACUAUCGGCCCUACGUCUGCAUGCUCUACAGUGCAUCAAUCCAUCUCCUGCUCGACCUUGGCACCGUCUCUAUCAUGUUGUAUAAGAACAGUUCGUCAGUGUAUGAUUGGCCCUGCGAGGGCAGUGCUCCAUGGACCGUCAGCGAAAGGCUCUGGGUAUGUUUGGCGGUUGUGUAUCUCAUCGUCUCAACUGUUACAUUGAUGCCAAUGUUGGCUCUUGCGCGACACCACACAGUGCUCAUAAGCAGAAGCCUCACGACGAACGAGCAUCUAACUGCUCAAACCCCCAAUCCGUUCGACGAUGGCUGCCUUCGCAACUGGUGGCUCAUCUGGUGCCACCCGGAGCGCGUCCUUGCCCGGGGGGAGGACGUCUUCCAGACGGCGACGCCUGGGAACGAUGAGGAUAGUGAUCCCGAUGGGAGCAGUACUGGUGGAAGUCCUUCCAUCGUUCGAGCGAUCAGUCGUUUGCAGUCCUACCCUUUUUUGGCGACGCCGGCGGCGUGCACGACCCGCGCAGAGAGCUCGCUUGACCUCAGCUUCGGCAUGGCGCCCGAGGGCUCGCCGGGCAACGCGGCAGCAGUCGGCCGCCUGCAGUCCUACCCCUUCGUCGGCCGUCGGUCGUCGGCGGGGUAGCAGGUAUUCGCUGGGGUCGUCGCGCGCGACCUGCGCAGAGAGCUCGCUGGGACCUCUACUUCGGCGUGGAGCCCCCUGGUAGAUCCCAGGAGUUCGCAGAACAGCACGGCUCCAGUCGGUCGCCUGUCUAUCGCCUGCGGGGCAGCCACCCACGACGGGCACAGGCGGCCCGUUCCGCUUCCGCCUCGGUGUGUGGGGCCCGAGGGUUCGCAGCAGUAGUGGGAAAGCGGGCGCUGGAUGGCGCUGCCUGGCUGCAGCAACCCGGUGGCCUCACCACUUUUCCGCCACUCCUCGUCUCCUUUUCCUCCUCCCGCUCCUCCUCCUCCUCCUGAUUGUCCUCCCUCUCUUCGUGCAACGCGAGUCGACCGUGCAUUUUUCCAUCUUGACUCCUCCAUUCUUGUCCUAGCCGAGUGGUGACCGAACUCUGUUGGAUCGGACCCUGCUUUACUGUUCCUGAUCACAUGACCUCAGCAUGAGGAUGUGGAAGCCUUCCAAAAUUGCCCUAGCCGCCCCAAUAUAGUUCCUAGACAGCCGAGAACGCUGUCUUGGUCGAGCCCUCAUUAUUUUCUCGAGCGCAGUCGCGCGAACUUUUCCGGGGCAUGUACUGUGGACUUGUGUUGUUUUCGGCUCAUUCGCCAAUGGGGCGUCCCCCAGAGGGCCAGAUCUGCAAACCAGCCUCAAGAGCCGUAUCCUAGUCGCGGUUCAGCUCGGGUGCCCCUAGUGUGGGCCAGCCUUCUAAGUCUCGCCCGCUGCCCUGGUCCGCAGGUCCGCACGCGCUCUGCGCAUCCCGUCUCUGCCCGAGUGAUCACAUAUGUUCUUCUUAGCCUUCCUGCUUUUCUUUCUCCUCGUCCUCCUUGACCUCGCGCUGUGCGCAUAAUGCUCCAGCUGGCGCGGCUGGGGCAAGGCGCAUUGUACGCAGGGGCCUUUCAAUUAGACGCCAGCUGUCUCGAUCCCCGUGGCCCAGCUCGUGCGUGUAGAGCACGCCACAAUCAGGGCUGCUGCGGAGGCUUGAUGCCUCCUGCCCUUCCAGUGGGGCCACUCCGGAUUCGUUUUUAGACUUGUCCAGCCGUGUGCGUGUCCUAUCCUUCUGCCACGUGGUUCGCUGGCGACACGGCGGCACCCCACAGCGGGGGCCGGCCCGACGUCUGCCCACGGCAAAUGCAGCAGGCCGCCGCGAGGCGACCAGGAUUGGUUUCGAGGGCCCGAGCUUCGACGCAGCUCGGGUGCUGGGUUCCGCAGUGGCCGUAUGUUAUGCCGUGACGUGAUCGGCACGGCUUCCCCGAUCAGGCCCGUGAUCGCGUUUUCGAGAAGAUGCAGCAACAGGGGCAUGAUCAGUCGUAAUAGCAGUAGCAGUAUAUCGGCGGUUAGUUGUUAGCAUCUCUAGCAGUUGUACAACAGCCAGCACAGGAGGAAUCGAAGUAGCACCUUGUUCAGUAGCAGCAGCAUUGCUCCACUAGCCGCAUCACAACACGUGCAUGAGUUCUGGACGCGUGCUGCCUUCACUUCUUCGCAGGCCGUCCACGCUGGAACAAGUGGCCGGCCAGGCGCAUGCUUCUUUUCGGCAGAGUUCAUCUGGCAUUUGGGUGUCCGCGAGAGAGUAAACUUAUGCUCUCGCCCCAGUGCCGCGCAAGUAUUUUCUGAAGUUCCGCUCCCGCCCGUGCGUGGCCCGCGUAUCUGUCCCUUCACCAAGUCGUCGGAAGCGGGACCGCGCGCGAGCGUCUUCCAUCCGUCAGGUGGGAGCGCGUUCCCAGC